Messenger RNA from Impatiens glandulifera, 1527 nucleotides. RefSeq names its product growth-regulating factor 5-like. The transcript has 2 exons. The coding region runs from base 358 to 1188 and encodes 276 amino acids. Gene Ontology annotation, cellular component: nucleus. Gene Ontology annotation, molecular function: ATP binding. NCBI's taxonomy places the organism in Eukaryota, Viridiplantae, Streptophyta, Magnoliopsida, Ericales, Balsaminaceae. The record is from RefSeq and is a predicted model, not a curated record. Gene Ontology annotation, biological process: regulation of DNA-templated transcription; DNA-templated transcription; developmental process.
CUGAAAAAGCAUAAUGUUGUGUCUAAGAUAUUAAAGUCACGGAUUUGAUUAUCAUUUACAAAGUUUAAGAUGAAAACAGAAAAUCAAACUGGGUCUUGAAGUUUAUGGGUUUCCGUAUACAUGGCAGAGACAAGAGCUGCCAGCAGAGAUGCAACAGAGACGUGCAGUCAUAAUAUCAGUACAGUACCCACUACUGACAGUCUGACACAUACAGAGUGCAGCAAAGCAGCACUAAUAUGUUUCAAAACCAUUAGUUUUAUCCAUAUGGGUACAGAAGAUUCUGCAACAUCAAAUGGUCCCUAAAAUUAGUGUUAUUAUACCCUUCAAACUUCAAACAAGAACAACAAGAAGAGCAGAAUGAAUGGAGGUAUUAGUUACACUUACAGGUUCCCUUUCACUGCAAUUCAAUGGCAAGAGCUUGAACAUCAAGCUCUUAUUUACAAAUACAUUAUCUCUGGAAUACCUAUUCCACCUGAUCUACUCUUCUCUGUCAAAACCAGUUUGGAUUCUUCUUCUUCACUUCCUCAACAUGUUGGAUGGAACAGUUUCCAGAUGGGUUCUGUUAGGAAGAUUGAUCCAGAACCUGGUAGAUGUAGAAGAACAGAUGGGAAAAAGUGGAGAUGUUCAAAAGAAGCAUACCCUGAUUCAAAAUACUGUGAAAGACACAUGCACAGAGGUAGAAACCGUUCAAGAAAGCCUGUGGAAGCCAUUAUAAAACCAUCAAUCAACAAACCCCAAACCAGCUUCCUUCCUCUGUCAAUGGUAUCUGAUCAUCAUGGUCAAUAUUUUGAACACUCAUCAACCUCAAGAUCACCAAGGGAUAUUGGACUUUCUUUAUGUCAAGACAACACUAGUAGUACUGGUCCUAUGCUUUUGGAUUUUGGUCUUUGUUCAAAUCCAGACAGGUAUAAUAAUGAAGCAUAUGGUGGAAUGAAAGAAGAUGAUGGUUUGUUUUUUGAAGCUUCUGGGAGAAUAAGAAGGUAUUUAAGUUUUAACCCUGAUGAUCAUUGGCAACUUAAAAUGGGUCAUUCUUCAACAACACAUUUGAAACAACCUUACUCUUCUUCCUUACAAUAUGGGUAUCAAGGUCUCAAUGAUAAUCAUCUAGCUACCCAUAUUGAGGAUAAACCUCAGAAGAAGAUAAUGCACAGUUUCUUUGAUGAAUGUCCCAAAAACAAGGAUUCUUGAUCAACUCUAUCCCCCACAAUCAAUCAUUAACAAGAACAAAUCUCUACUACUUCUAGUCAAAGAGCCAAAAGGGGGUGUUUUUUCAUCAUUGUGUGUGUGUAUGUGUGUAAUGAUAUGUAUGCUUAUUAUUUUGUUGAAGAAUGUCAAGUGGUUCCCUUUCUUUUUGUGUUCUUCCCCAGCCCCAGCUUUUUAACUUGCUAUAAAGAAUAAUUUGAUUAUGGGAUCUCUUUUAUCCAAUUGAUGUUGGCUUUUAACAUGAUCUGAAGGCUGAAGCAAGUUCUUUGGCAGACAGUCUAUAGUUUAGUCUAGUCUGCUUUAAUGCAAAAUUGAUCAGGUGGU